AUGCCACCAAAUUGCUUAACAGGACCUUUAUCUUUACAAGGAUUUGCUAAUUUAAAAGCAUUCUGGUGUGGAGGGCAAAUUAUUACCAGUUUAGAUUUAACUGACUGUUUUAUUCUAGAAGAAUUAUAUUGUCAAGAUAAUCAAUUAACGAGGUUAGAUUUAAGUUCUGAUUCUAAAUUAAAAAAAUUAGGUUGUAGUAACAAUCAACUUGCUGAAUUAGAUGUUAGCAAUUGUGCUAAUUUAGAAGAAUUAGAUUGCUCAGCAAACAAUCUCACUAAUUUAGAUUUAACUAAUUGCCCUCAAUUAACUUCAUUGUGGUGUCAGAAAAAUCAACUAACUCAACUAACUUUACCAACUAAACUACCUAAUUUAGAGCGAUUGCAAUUACAGGUAUUAAGGAUUAGUAAUACUGAUCUAACUGAUGGAACAAAAUAUUUACCUACUAGUGUUAUGGAAAUUAGAUAUUCCUCCUUAGCCAAACCAAACAGCAAAGUUAAAUUAAUAGCUAAAAAAUUAGAGAAAAGUAGUGAUUUUGUUGGCAAUCUUGAGAUCGAUAAAAAGAAAGAACUAGAGGAUGAACUAGUUGAAUCCAAAGCAAAGAUUGAGAAAUUAGAAAAAAAACUAACUGAACAAAACACACUUUAUCAACAAAAAGAAGUAGAUGCUAUUCAAGAAAGUGCAAAAUCUGAGCCAGCCGAAAAAGAAAAAUGGGAACAGAAGUCUAAAGAACUAGAAAAAAAACUUGAUGAAUCUAAAGAAAGAGAAUUUGAGUUGAAAGGAGAACUAAAAGCAAAAAAAGAAGAGAUUGAAAGAAUGAGUAAAACAAUAGACAAAGUAAUAGUUACACCAAAAGCUCAAAAUGUAUUUAUCAGUCAAAGCAUCAAUACUUACCAAAUUCAAUAUACUCAAAAUUAUCAAAAAUUGGAGGCUGAUCUAGAAGAACAAAUUAAUGAAUUCUUAGUUAAUAAAGAAACUACCCCCUGA
Ambispora gerdemannii is the source of this 984-nucleotide messenger RNA. The record is from the annotation of a GenBank genome assembly. NCBI's taxonomy places the organism in Eukaryota, Fungi, Glomeromycota, Glomeromycetes, Archaeosporales, Ambisporaceae.